Molecule: messenger RNA, 2989 nt
Organism: Chinchilla lanigera (long-tailed chinchilla)
Lineage: Eukaryota; Metazoa; Chordata; Mammalia; Rodentia; Chinchillidae
Gene: Tgm4
Product: transglutaminase 4
Biological process (GO): peptide cross-linking
Molecular function (GO): protein-glutamine gamma-glutamyltransferase activity
Source: RefSeq, a predicted model, not a curated record
GGGGGCGUCGGCGCGGGGCCAGGCCGCUCCCUGCAGGCGCCCCGCCCGCCCGUGCGCCGGGCCUCUCGCUCCCGGGGACACCGCCACCUCCCACCUCUCAUUUUAAGCCCUUAGACGGGCUUCAGCCUUUCUCUGCGCGCGACUGUGAAGGUCCACAUGGGCUUCUGCGUCGUAGGCAUUGUUACGAUGUUCAGUGCCAAUUCUCUGAUGUGGACCUUCUUCAGCCGGGGCCUCAGUUUCUCCAUGUCAUCAGCCAUUGCAUCGGUCACAGUGACCUUUUCAAACAUCCUCAGCUCGAGCUGCAGAUCCGCCACGUGGACCUCAUGAAGCAGGACAACGCCGCCGCCCACCACACGGCCGACUUCCAGACGCCCGCCCUGGUGCUGCGCCGGGGGCAGGUGUUCACCCUGCGGCUGCAGCUGAGCCAGCCGCUGCAGCCCGGGCAGGACCACCUGACCCUGCAGUUCAGCAUGGGACUUGAGCCUAGCGUAUCCAGGCACACCCUGAUCUCCCUGGACCUGCAGUCGUCCGCCAGCUGGCACGGCUGGAGGGCCAGCAUCCGCAGCCAGGCCGGCUCAGAGGUGGUCAUCGCCGUCACCAGCGCCCCCCACGCCAUCGUGGGCGUGUACUCCCUGGAGGUGAAGAGCGGGCGGCACCUGUUCGAGCCCGAGGACAGCACUGUGUACCUGCUGUUCAACCCGUGGUGUCCAGACGACGCGGUCUUCCUGCCCACCGAGGAGGAACGGGCCGAGUACAUCCUGAGCGACACCGGCUACGUGUACAUGGGCUCCUUCCGCCAGGUCAAGGAGAAGCCCUGGAACUACGGCCAGUUUGAGAAGAACAUCCUCGACUGCUGCAUCUUCCUGAUGACCCAAAGCUACCUGAAGACCAUGGACAUGCGGGACCCCGUGAUGGUGGGGAGAAACAUGGGAGCCAUGGUCAACUCGCAGAACAAGGACGGCGUGCUGGUGGGGAACUGGUCCGGGGAGUACCAGGGGGGCACGGCGCCGCACCUGUGGACGGGCAGCGCGCCCAUCCUGCAGCGGUACUACAGCACCAGGACGCCCGUGUCCUUCGGCCAGUGCUGGGUCUUCGCCGGCGUCCUGACCACGGUGCUGCGGGCGCUGGGGAUCCCCGCGCGCGCCGUGACGGUCUUCGACUCCGCCCACGACACGGAGGAGAACCUCACCCUGGACAUGUUCGUGAACGAGAUGGGCAAGACGGUGCCCAACAAGACCAACGACUCCAUCUGGAACUUCCACGUGUGGACGGAGGCCUGGAUGAAGCGCAAGGACCUGCCCCCGGGGAACGACGGCUGGCAGGUGGUGGACGGCACGCCGCAGGAGCUCAGCCAGGGGCUCUACUGCUGCGGGCCCUCGCCCGUGGCCGCCGUCCGCAGGGGCAACAUCUUCAUGGGCUACGACACCAAGUUCGUGUUCUCGGAGGUGAACGCCGACAAGCUGGUGUGGCUGGUGAGGACGGUGGGCAGGCGCGAGAAGGUCAGCCUGCUCUCGGUGGAGACCAUGAGCAUCGGCAAGAACAUCAGCACCAAGGCGGUGGGCCAGGACCGGCGCAGCGACAUCACGCACCAGUACAAGUUCCCUGAGGGCUCCUCGGACGAGAGGGCGAUCAUGGACCACGCCUUCUCACUGCUCAGCUUCCGGCGCGAGUACACGCUCCCGACCAAGGAGAACCUGCUGGAGCUGCUGGUGCAGGAGGAGCCGGUGCGGCUGGGGGACCCGCUCAACUUCUCCGUGACUCUGAGGAGGAAGGCCGCCACGCCCCAGACCGUCAUCUUCUCGGGCUCCUUCGACCUGCAGUCCUACACGGGCAGGCAGCUGGCGCACCUGGGCGUCGUGCAAAAGACCGUGCAUGUCAAAGAACAAGUGUCCAACGUGGUCCUGACCUGGGAAUCCGACACCUACACCGGCAGCCUCGACGCCUUCGACGACGAGCCAGUCGUCAAGGGGUUCAUCAUGGCGGAGGUCACGGAGACCCAGGAGACCAUAGCUACGGAGGUGUCGCUGUGCUUCCGGUACCCGCUCUUCACCAUAGAGCUGCCCAACACUGGCAGGGUCGGCAAGGAGCUCGUGUGCACCUGCAUCUUCAGGAACUCCCUGCUGAUCCCGCUGACCCAGGUCAGGUUCUCCAUAGAGAGCCUGGGCCUCUCCUCCGUGCAGAGCGUCAAGCAGGGGACGGUGCCACCUGGCCAGACUGUCCAGUCCCAGAUAAGGUGCGUCCCGGUGAGGGCGGGGCCCAGGAAGUUCAUCAUCAAGCUGAGCUCCCUGCAGGUGAAGGAGAUCCACGCGGAGAAGGUGGUGCUCAUCACCCAGUAGCUCUGCCCGCUGUGGGCGAGGCAGCAGCCCCGGGCCUCCGGGCCCAGCUUUCAGCACUCCCUCGAAGACCUAGCCGUAGACCAUGCAUGAUCAGCUUUGACUAUGCACGCACGCACACACGCACGCACAAACGCACAAACGCACAAACGCACGCACGCACGCAAGGGCAGUCAGGAGCCAGGGGCACGAGAGAGGAGUUCGAAGGCAGCCACACCGCUUGGCCAGAAACACCCAGCCUAGCCCCAGGAGCCCCCACCCUCUCUGGCUUGUGGCCCCCAACUGCGGUGCCACUGGCAUCCAGAUUCAGAACCCAGACGCCCAGGGCCGCAGGCAAGAGCUGCUGCCCGGAUGGGACCCUCCGUGCCCUGGUGCCUUGGGCUCGCCUGUGCCGGGGUCCCACUGGACAGGGCCUGCUGGUGACGUCAGGCCCUGGGGGAGCCUGGCCCUGCAGGGAGCCACCCAGGGACAGCCCCGGGCGGGCCAGGACCAGCUGGAGAAAGGUCUGAGCAGGCAGCCAGGCUCCUGUCCGUUCAGGCGCAGCCCCUGGAUCGAGCCCCUCCCCUCUGCCAAGCGGCCGCUGCUCUCUUGCUUGGGCUCCGAGCUGCUCUCGACAAUCAGACGCCUUUAAUUAAACUCUGCCUACUUCAGGACGA